CGAAACCAGUUCGAUUGAUAUAAACGGUAUGGUGCUAACCCAUUCAGAACUUAACGGAUUAGGAUGGUGAUUUUCGAGGUACUCCCAUCGUCGGGGAGCGCAAAUAGUUUUAGGAUUGGAUUGGGGCCUGAUAAGACCGCGAUAAGAAGGGAAGAAUCCGUGGCAUGGAGAAAAGCAGACGGAAUAAAAAUAGAAACGCGCGAGAGAGCGGUAAUCGGAAAGAGGUAUGGGAGCGCCGAAUCAAAACACAGCAGAGCGCUCCCAACCCGACCAGUUGAUGUGGUUGAAUCAGUCAAUGAGUGGCACUGCUCCCAGCGAGUCGCUCCAGAGCGUCUAUAAAUAAAGCUGCCAAAGCGGAAAGAUCGCGGUCGCGAGUUAUAAAACACCGAUUAGAAGUGCAUUUCACCACGUGCCUGGCGGACCCUUCAAUGACCAGCCAAAAGGAGGGAAACGGCAGCUCUCCGAGCGAUGCCAAGAGCAAUGGACAUUCGGACCCGGAGGCGGCGACGGCUGGCGCGGAUGACGACAACUCGCUGGACGCAAUUCUGGUGCGGAUCGGCCAGUUCGGGCGCUAUCAGAUCAUCAACUAUGUUCUGCUCUGCAUUCCCAUGCUCUUCAACGCGUUCUUCUCCAUCUCCUAUGUUUUCACGGCGAGCACAGUGGUCCACAGGUGCAACGUCCCGCAGUGCGAUAGUCUCAGCACAGUGUACGAGGAAGACUGGCUGAACUUUACCAUCCCCUACAAGAACUCCGCCUUGGAUGCCUGCCAUCGCUACGCGUUCAACGAGACUCUGAUCACUGAUCCAUCUUCAAGUUACUGCGACAAGGACUAUUUUAGCGGGGUAUCGGAGACCUGCGGACAUGACUUUAAGUUCAGGGACGAGGAAAAGACUAUAUCAACUGAGUUCGGAAUAUACUGUAGUGACGAGUGGAAGCUUUCCAUGGUGGGCACCAUAAACAAUGUGGGCCAGUUUGUCGGCAUACCUCUUGGAGGAUUCUUCGCAGAUAGGUUCGGUCGCCGCACCAUGCUUGCUGUAGCCGGCUCCCUGAGCGCCUUAAUGGGCGUGAUUCGUUCGCUGUCGAGCAACUACUCCAUGUUCCUGGUGUUCGAGUUCCUGGACAUGGCCGUGGGCAGCACCCUCUUCCCCACCGCCUUCCUGCUGGCCAUCGAACUGGUGGGUCCCAAGCGGCGAGUGGCAGCGGCCACGAUUAUCACCAUCUUCUACGCUCUCGGGGAGGCCUUCCUCGGGUUCCUGGCUUCCCAGGUGCAACACUGGCGGUGGCUGCUCCGAGUGCUCUACGCCCCCGCCGUGCUACAGAUCCUGUUUCUGUGGAUUCUGCCGGAGAGUGUUCGGUGGCUGCUGAGCCAGGGCGCCGAGGAGAAGGCCGCCAACGUCCUGCGGCGGGCCGCACGGAUCAACAAGCGAUCGUUGCCCGAGGAGCAGGUUGAGGAGCUGUUGGCCUCCAACCGACAGAAGCUCAGCCAGGCCAACGAGAGCCAGUACCCGAUCAUGAGGGCCGUGCGCUUCUUUUCCCUGCGGAUCGCCAAUUGCUGCCUUUGCUGGUUCACCCACACGCUGAUCGCCCUGGGACUUAGCCUCAACUCGGUUAACCUGGGCGGCAACAAGUACACCAACUUUAUGCUGAACGGCUUCAUCCAGAUCCCGGGCCUGCUGCUGCCCUUGGUCAUCAUGGAUCGCGUUGGCAGGCGCUACUCGCUCUGCGCCUCAAUGCUGCUCUGUGCCAUCUGCAUGGCCGCCUCCGCGGGUGUGCCAGAAGAUAACUACGCGGGUUCUCUGACUCUGUUCCUAUUCGGAAAGCUGGCCAUCACUUGCAGCUUCCAGAUCCUGUACUUCUUUACAUCUGAAAUCUUUCCCACCAACGUGCGGAACAGCCUUCUGUCGCUCUGCUCCAUGGUGGGACGCAUUGGCUCCAUGUUGGCUCCGCAAACACCUUUACUGGCCAAAUACUAUGUCUAUGCCCCGCAGAUACUAUUCGCUACCUUUGCUCUGAUCAGCGGCUUCCUGACCCUAGCCUUCCCCGAGACGGCGGACAAGGUGCUUCCCACGACCAUGGAGGAGGCCCGGGACCUCAACCUGGCCAAGCGCCGGGGUCAGGGGGUUGAGGGGGAAGAGCUGGGGGAGGGGCCGGCACCCAAGGUCCCCCAAUAAUGAUCUCGGGCCGGGAGCUGCAAGGAGGCUAAUAGAAGCCAAAUAUGUGUUAGUCCACGCAUUUGUUGAUUUUUAAAAGUGUUUUAGUUAGUUAGGGUUCGUUCGUACGAUUUUGUCGUGCACGCACAUCAAAUUUUAUCCGUGAUAUUUAUUUGCUGCGCUGUCUUUCUAGCUUCUUUUAAACGUUAAAAAUUUUGUAUGUGUCAUUAUUUAUUAUUUUAGAUUAUACAUACAUAAGUAAUUGAACCGGUCCACUAAUGGUAGAAAAGCAUGUAUUUUUUCAUGAAAUUUUUUUAGAAUGUGCAUUUUGUUACCACUUAUUUAUGGCUAUGUUUCGCAGACACAUUUACGUCAACGUCCUGUUUCCAGAUUUUACUUCUGAAUUUAAAGUUUUUUAAUUGAUUUUUUGAGUGUGUCUGCAUUGAUUUGUGCACUUAUAUUAUCUAGAUAUUUAAUUACAACAAAGAACGAUUUUUCGAUA
Messenger RNA from Drosophila suzukii, 2652 nucleotides. RefSeq names its product organic cation transporter protein. Gene Ontology annotation, biological process: transmembrane transport. Gene Ontology annotation, molecular function: transmembrane transporter activity. The record is from RefSeq and is a predicted model, not a curated record. NCBI's taxonomy places the organism in Eukaryota, Metazoa, Arthropoda, Insecta, Diptera, Drosophilidae. Gene Ontology annotation, cellular component: membrane.